This is a messenger RNA of Cylindrotheca closterium, 121 nucleotides long. Lineage: Eukaryota; Bacillariophyta; Bacillariophyceae; Bacillariales; Bacillariaceae. The record is from the annotation of a GenBank genome assembly.
CAACAAUUGGGAUGACGAUUUCUUUCCACAGCUAUUGGAGCUGAAGUGGCCACCAGAAGACCGACUGAUCGAACGGGAUUGCACUUGUGACUUCUGGGAGAAAAUUCGAUAUCGCUAUUGA